GUUGUUAAUAAGUGAGGCUUGUGGACGUAAUACGCCAGGUUAUAAACAUGACCGUUAUAUAUUACCGUAUCAUGUAAUACAAAGGGACACGAUAAUAAACGAGGCGCGUGCAUAUUGCGUGCAGGGCUCAAGUUAAUGCAUACAUUGUAUGCGAGGAAAACUGUCGAUCGGUGGCGCUUUUCAAGAUGGCUACUACGAGCUAAUCCGAGCAAAUCGUACGAAAUACAUCGACUUUUUUCAACGUCCUAGUACAUCACUAGUAAGCUACAAGUACAGUGAAGAUGCCUAAAUAUCGGCCAAACGUUUUUAAGCACAAAGUCACUGUUCUCUCUCGGUCAUCAAAGGGAGGAAGAUUUAAGCGGAAGGAUGUACCCCUGAAGGACCUUUUUUCAUCAGGGCCCUCAGAUACCCAACAGAAGCCUCAGGAAAUCCAACAUGAAAUAAGUGUUGCUCCAUGUACCUCUUCCACCUUUUCUGUGAAUGUGGAGGAAGAGGCUGUAAACACGAGGAAAUAUGCUGCGAAGAAAAUAAAGCAGUGCAAUGCAUGGGUAGGCAAGAGGCUCUUAUUAGAGAAUGCCUUCUUUGAGAGCAGUGCUCCUCAUCUUCCAUGCUGCUCCUGUGGGACAGAUGAGGGAGACAGAGUACUGUGUCUUGACUGUGGCCCACAAGUCGUCCGCUGCAUUGACUGCACAAUGAGCUACCAUGAAGAUAGCAAUCAUCUCCACAAGCCGCAGUUGAUUUUGGAUGGAAUUUUGCAACCUUUUCCUCUCAAACCUUACCUGCGGAGAGUGGACCAUGACUGUGACAGUCGUUCCCGCAAGACAAUCCAGGUGUUUGAUGAAAAAGGACGACUUCACAACUGCUGGCUAGUUACAUGCUCAUGUGAGGAAGAAUGUGCUUCUUUAGUCCGGUUAAACUUAUGGCCAGCCUCACCAGACCAACCACGGGUAGCUUUUCACAUGGAUUUGAUGAACCUACUGCAUUUCCUCCUUCUAGAGGGGCAUAUGUCACUGAAAGGUGCAUGCCAAUCCUUGGGCUGUAGAAACGGACUUCCAUUGCAUGAGGUCAAUUUAUUGUAUCACAACUUGGUCAGUGAAUGCUUUGAGGAGUACCGGUAUUUUCGUUACCGGUGCCACAACCUAAAUGCAGUGCUGGAUGAAGACAUUAAGUGCCCAGCUUGUCCAAAGGAAAAUGGUGACUUGUUUGUUAGUCUAGACGCCAACUUCGGUCUUGUUAGGAAGCGAAGCUCAGGCGUGAGCUACACCGAUGCAAAACACAAGUCCCUCCUGUUUGCCCCGCAGGAGGACGUAGACCACUUUGUAAACGUGUACGAUGACCACAAUAUUUCUAAUGACUGCAGCAACUUCCAAGCCGGCGACGUUCUUCGUGCCAAAAACAAAACCAAAAAACUGGACACAACAGGUGUCUUUGGAGCGUCGUGUCGGCAUGGUUUUCCCCUGUCAUUUCUCAACCUGCGUCAUGGAGAACGACUCGCAUAUGCAGCUUUCACCAUAGACUGCAUACUGGAGAAAGCACAACCAUCCGUCAAGCUUCAUGUCAUCUAUGAUAUUGCCUGUACGCUCACUGCCCACUUCAAGAAAAAAAAGGACAAGAAGCUUGAGCUGGAUAUGGCACUCCCUGUGUUCCAUGCCUAUGGGCACAAAAUGGCUUGCCAGGUGGCAUACAGCACCAGAUGGCGCUGCGGUUACGGGCUGACAGAUGGGGAGGUGAUGGAGAGGCUCUGGUCCUACUUAAGGCGCUUCUCAUCUAUAACCAAGGAGAUGACACCAGCCCAUAGAGAAGACCUUCUUACAGAUGCUCUUCUGCAUUACAGCCGUCGGAAAAGAGCUGACAUUGGCAGCAGCCUUGUACUUUUGAUGGACAGAGCAGUUAGAGUUAAAGAGGAUUCUAGCAAAGCACUUGAGGAAAUAUGUAGUGACUGCGCAGUGUCACUUAAAGAUAUCAAGGAUUGGAGGGAAGCAGAAAAGUGUCAAGUCGAUGUCUCAAAGUCAUCCACAAAAGGUCAAGUCCCAUGGAAGGAAAAGUAUGUGCAGAAACUGCUGCAUUAUGAACAGAGAAAGGAACAACUGGCACUGUGUGAUGAUGACACCAGGGCUGGAAUGCUUGCUGGCCAAUGUCAAGAGUUAGAUCAGGAUCUGAAGACCCUCGAGCAGAGGCAUGGCAUCCAGCGCUGGUGCAACGACAACCCUGCCUUCAUAACCCACCUGGCAGUGAUGAAGGGAAAGCAGCAGGUGGCACUCAUCCAAAAGCUGUGGUCACAUGCUGUUGAGUACACCUUUUUUUUGGACAUGUCCAAAAAGUAUUCAGAGGGACAGUCUGUGGCCACCAGACUAAGUAAGCAGAUACGGAAGUCUUCCAAAGCUUUGAGGAAACUGGUAUCUGCUUACAACAGCUGUGACUUCACUACACCACCGUCGUCAACAUCCCACAAAGAUGUGAUUGACUUGACUUCACAGCUGUACACAAACUUGACGGUGACAAAACAGGGUAGCACACCCAUUCCCUCCUCAACACGGCGAAGAGCUGUCGAUCUCAUCAAUUUGAGUGACUGGGCCAAGGAGGAGACUGCACUGGUUGAGAAGGAAAUGGCUCGAGUUCUCCAAUCAGUGUCAGACCGACACAACCAGUUGGUGGCACUCGUGAAAGAUCUGCGCUCAGCUGAGGCUGAUAGGGCUGAGGGCCUGCUGUUUUUAGUUGGGAAUGCCAUCCAAGAGCAAGAACAGCUGCACCUCAAUCUGGAAAAGUGUUUUUCAAAAUAUAUUCCCAUAUCAUCUUGCACCCCAUUUUUCAGGUCUACCAUACUUUCAGCAAUUUCUCCAGAACUUUCACCAUCAGAUGAGACUCCACUGUCUUCAGAUUCUUCAUCUGAUGAAAGUGAGGAUGAAGCUGUUAGUGAUUGAUUUCUAAACUGAGCUGAUAUACUGA
Molecule: messenger RNA, 2946 nt
Organism: Patiria miniata (bat star)
Lineage: Eukaryota; Metazoa; Echinodermata; Asteroidea; Valvatida; Asterinidae
Exons: 18
Coding region: 282-2921 (879 amino acids)
Source: RefSeq, a predicted model, not a curated record